Molecule: messenger RNA, 1797 nt
Organism: Pimephales promelas (fathead minnow)
Lineage: Eukaryota; Metazoa; Chordata; Actinopteri; Cypriniformes; Leuciscidae
Gene: mapk12a
Product: mitogen-activated protein kinase 12a
Biological process (GO): protein phosphorylation
Molecular function (GO): MAP kinase activity; ATP binding
Source: RefSeq, a predicted model, not a curated record
AACAGCCUCGCCGGAGGUGCUACUGGGAGAGGGAGCGGUUACGCGCACACGCACAGUCUGAACGCGGACAGGUAGAUUAAACGUGUUCAGGUAAACCUGGAAAUCACAGCUGCGGUACUCGGGACAGCACAUUUAAAGCGGUAUUCACCAGUAUGUCAGCCCGAUCAAGACCUGGAUAUUAUCGCCAGGAGGUAAAUAAAACCGCUUGGGAAGUCCCGGAGAGAUACAAAGAUCUGAAACAGGUGGGGACGGGGGCAUAUGGUACAGUAUGCUAUGCGUUUGACCGGAGGACAGGGGCAAAGGUGGCCAUCAAGAAACUCCAUCGUCCCUUCCAAUCUGACCUGUUUGCCAAAAGAGCUUAUCGGGAACUCAGGCUGCUCAAACACAUGAAGCAUGAUAAUGUUAUUGGACUUGUGGAUGUUUUCACUGCAGACCUUUCUCUAGACAGAUUCCAUGACUUUUACUUGGUCAUGCCUUUUAUGGCUACUGAUCUUGGAAAGUUAAUGAAAACGCAGAGACUGUCAGAGGACAAGGUCCAGUAUCUGGUCUACCAGAUUUUGAAAGGACUCAAAUAUAUCCAUGCUGCUGGAAUCAUUCAUAGGGAUCUCAAACCAGGCAAUCUGGCAGUAAAUGAGGAGUGUGAGCUUAAGAUCCUGGAUUUUGGUCUAGCACGGCAAACAGACAGUGAAAUGACGGGCUAUGUUGUGACACGCUGGUACAGAGCACCUGAGGUCAUUCUUAGCUGGAUGCAUUACACACAGACUGUGGACAUCUGGUCGGUCGGUUGCAUCAUGGCCGAGAUGCUGCUAGGGAAACCACUGUUCAAAGGAAAUGACCACUUGGAUCAGCUGAUGGAGAUCAUGAAGAUUACAGGGACGCCAACAAAAGAGUUCACAGCCAAACUACAGUCUGAAGAUGCUAGAAACUACAUAGCAAAGUUGCCAAAACUUAAAAAGAAAGAUCUUCGGGCAUUGUUACCAAAUGUUAACCCACAAGCGAUUAAUGUGUUAGACAGCAUGCUGCUCUUGGACCCUGAGAGUAGAAUAACAGCGGCAGAGGGACUAGCUCUUCCUUUCUUCUCUGACUUUCGUGAACCAGAGGAGGAGACCGAGGCCCCACCGUAUGACCAUUCACUAGAUGAGGCUGAUCAGUCAGUGGAGCAAUGGAAACGACUCACCUUCACUGAAAUUCUGUCUUUCCGUCCGGCACCAGUGGUGGAAGAAUCUAAAGAGACGGCUCUUUGAGAAUGCUUAUUUUUACAUCAUCAACGCUUUACAUUUAUACCAUUUGACUUUUUUUACACAGUGAGUGUGCUGCUUUAUUUUUCAGCCUUUUAGCCUGUUGUGUGCUAGUGUUUGACACAGAUGAACUAGGCACAGCUGAACCAUCAGUAGACCACCAUCAUGCAAUUUAAUUAGGAGAUUUUAGUUUAGUUUGAUUAUAGCACCUUUAUUUUAUUUUAUUUUCAAGCAAAGCACAUGUCACUAUCCAGCAUUAAUGCUGACAUAAUUAUUACACUGAAAUGCUGCAAUGCAAAUGUCUGUAUAGUUUCCGUUUUUUGCCAAACCCCACAACCAUAUAUUUCAGUAUCAGAAAGAGUAUUAACUUUUUUUCUAAAACCGUUUUCAACCUGACCACAGUCACGAAUGCAGAGACCAGACAAAUCAUGCAAUUAUGCAAAGGAACCUGACAAUGUAAAAUAAGUAUUUUUAAAUUGAUCACAUUUUAUUUUCUUGUAUAUUUUUUAAAUCAGUUUGUCAAGAAAAUUCGAAUGUUUGAUUAAAAAAACAUAUGGUU